AUGUGACGCACAUAUGUUAUCUCAAAUUAUAGUAAACACGAGAUGGACAACCAAGCUUUUAAACAGCAGCAGUAUAACCAGCCCCACCCCCACCCCCAAUCCUACGGCCAGGGUCCCCCACCUCAGUAUGGCCAGCAGUACGCACCGCAGUAUGCCCAACCAAUGCAUCACAGUACAUCAAACGUAACAGUAGUGACGGCCGGACUACAACCAACAGUUGUCGUUCCUGUUAAUAUCACGGAAAGGGACUGGACAGUUCCCGCCAUACUUGCUACACUCUUCUGCUUCCUCCCUACCGGGAUCUGUGCCAUCAUCGCUGCCGUCAAUGCCAGAAGCCUGUUUCAAGCUGGUGACCACGAGGGAGGGAGAGCCAGCAAUGCCUGGGCUCGAGGUCUAACCAUUACCUCCAUAGUAUUGGGAACCGUGUUGAUUUCCAUCAUCAUAGGACUGUACAUCUGGGUGUGGAGCGUGGCUACUAGUUUCAAUAACUAUUGAAAGAUAAAAACAUCCAAAGACUGAACUGGAACAUCGAUAAUCAACAAAAUUUUUGUUAAAUUCAAGAUUUACUCAAAACAUCACCUGUAUUAUCGAAUCAUUUAAAUAAAACUUUUUAUAUGAAGAA
Saccostrea cuccullata (small rock oyster) is the source of this 622-nucleotide messenger RNA. RefSeq lists its product as uncharacterized. The record is from RefSeq and is a predicted model, not a curated record. The coding region runs from base 43 to 495 and encodes 150 amino acids. The transcript is spliced from 4 exons. Gene Ontology annotation, cellular component: membrane. NCBI's taxonomy places the organism in Eukaryota, Metazoa, Mollusca, Bivalvia, Ostreida, Ostreidae.